Messenger RNA from Cordyceps militaris CM01, 1641 nucleotides. Its product is annotated as acriflavine sensitivity control protein. Gene Ontology annotation, molecular function: transcription cis-regulatory region binding; zinc ion binding; DNA-binding transcription factor activity, RNA polymerase II-specific. The transcript is spliced from 3 exons. Gene Ontology annotation, biological process: positive regulation of transcription by RNA polymerase II. The record is from RefSeq and is a predicted model, not a curated record. Gene Ontology annotation, cellular component: nucleus. Bases 1 to 1641 code for a protein of 546 amino acids. Lineage: Eukaryota; Fungi; Ascomycota; Sordariomycetes; Hypocreales; Cordycipitaceae.
AUGCCGCAAAACAACAAGCCCUGCCACAACUGUCGUCGCCGGCGUCUACGCUGUGACCGUUCGUGGCCAACAUGCAACAAGUGCACCAUUACUGGGCAGGAAUGCCUGGGCUACGGGAAAGUAUAUGUGUGGACAGAAGGCAUCGAUGCGCAGGGCAAGGUGAAGCCAUCGCCAGGCGUGCGGCGGGCAGCCCAGGGCGAAACCCAUGGUGUUGCGGGGCACCCCAGCCUUGUCCUCCGCAGCGGUCCACCACCGUUGGCGCAAGCUGAUCGCCCGCCCGCUAUAAGAACGUCCAAAAGUGCCCGUGUUGCUGCCCACGCUGCCAUGCCGGCUCUUCCGCCGGCAAGGAGCCAAGGCGUGUACCUUGCGCCGAGUCAGUUGACUGAUCCCAUUUUCCAAGAUAUGGAUCGAAACUCGAGGAGCUACCUUGCCCACUUCGCCAACAGAGUGUGCCAGGACCUAGUUGCCCGCGAUGGACCUGGAACCAACCCGUUCCGGGAGCUCAUCCCGCUCACUCGAAAACACCCUCUGCUGCUCAACAUCAUUGUUGCCACGUCGGCUCUGCACUGGGCCAACAGCUUCAGUCCCAACACGCCGCUCUCGGCUGGGAUUUCUGACCCCGGCUACCACCUGGCCCAGCUCCGCUCCAAGGAUCUAGUAUCUCGCCAAGCAGUGAUAGAUGCUCUGACGGCCAAGCAAAAGGCCAUGGGUCACCUUCGUGGUGUCCUAGAUACGCUGGACCCCGCUGGGAGCGAAGUGACUCUGGCAGCGAUGCACUUUUUUGUCAAAUUUGAUCUGAUUGACCUUGAGAGAGGAAACGCCAAAAGCUGGCAGGCUCAUUUGACUGGUGCCAGCAAUGUCCUAGCUCUCUUGACAACGACAAGGCCGCAGGAAGCAACCAGUCGUAAGCUGCGAGACUGUGUUGUAGCAGACUGCUUCAUAUACCAUAUUUUGGGCUUGACGUUGGCCCCUGGGCCCUGGGCGGCACAAAUUACCCACUAUGCCUAUGAGCUUCUGCCAGUCUUGAAGCGGACCGAAGUCAACAGCUACUUGUCGUGCCCCUCGGAGAUUCUGGGGAUUAUUUUAGCCGCUUCGCAGCUUUCCACCGACAGGGACAGGCCAUCGAUGGACUCGGAAGUGGCCGUCGCUGGCAAGGCGCUGAUGCUCAUUGACGAAACACUCGAGUUUGACAUUUCGGCUUGGGCCACACAGCUUCAGCAAGUGUCCAACGUGACGGACGUCGAAAGCCGGAUCCACGUGGCAUCGGCGCAUCGCUCUGCUGUCUGCCUGUACAUCUUGCGAGCACUGCCGCUGGCGGGGGCUGUGCGACCGGUGAACACGCAGUAUUUGGUCGAUGACAUUUUGAACCACUUGUCGCAGAUUGGUGAGGAUGACCCAUACUUUAAAGCAUCGUCUUGGCCGACGUUGAUCGCGGGCGCCGAGACGCGCGACACGGAGAAACGAAUGUGGACGCUGACGCGACUGAUGGCGAUUUGGAAAGUAUGUCCUUGGGGCUAUGUCUUUACUGCGAUUGAGAUGCUGAAGGAGACUUGGAAGAUGCAGGAUGCGCGGCCCGAGGAGGAAGAUGUCAAUUGGCUGCAAGGGUUGAAAGAAAAGGAACUCGGGAAUCUGAUUGUAUAA